UGACGGUACAGCGUCUGAGAGAUUUGACACAUGUCAAACUACUUUCUCUCAUUUUUCAAGCUUAUUUACAAUAAUAAAUAUUAAAGCAAGGAAUUUGGAGGUUAACACCGGCGUCAUAUAUUAUUUCUCAAACUGGAAUAUUGUGAAAAUCGUGUGCUACUUUCGUUUUUGGUUGACAUUUUUCCAGUUUUCGUAACACUUCGUUAGUUGUUUAACUUUCACUUUUACUUUGCUUGCGACUAGCACUGUAAAAUAAACACAAUGAGCACCUUCGACAUUAUCACAGACAAGGAGUCUACUAUCAACCCAGCAGUGUUACAAGAAGAAGUGUACCUUCUGGACUGUCAUUAUUGUGGAACAAAAAUUUGUGACCGGGGAUUGAAGUCAUUUCUAAUUGCUGAUGAGAAAGUUGAGCUUUUCUCAACAGAUACUGUGGACAGAAGCCUGGUGGAAUUGACAGAUGAAAAGUUCAGGACAGACCGGUGUAACUGCCAGAUACAGAAUGUUGCCUGUUUACAAUGUGGAAAUGUAGUAGGGUACCAUGUGGCCAUGCCAUGUAGAUCUUGCCUCGAGUCACAGAACAAUGGGCAUUUCUGGAUGUUUAAUCGGCAAGCAAUCUGUCCCUAUCAGAGACUAAAUAUUGAAGGUACUUCCACCAUGGUUUGGGGUGACCUUACUCAAUGCAAGGAUGACAGUAUGUGUGAUAUGUGGGGUGAAUGUGAGAGAUAAAGGCUCGACAUUGUGCUACACUGACUUACCUUUGUGCUACAGUGCCAUGUCUUGGAUAAAUAUAAUUUGGUAUUCUACUUUCAUUGCUCACAUUAAACUCAAGUCGACCUAAUGCUAUAUAAAGCUUAUGUUGUACAGAGCCUUAUAUCGGAUAACACCAACUUGACAUUGUCUGUAAAGCUUCCCUUUGGAUAAGACCAAACUUGCUAAACAUUGUGCAACAGUGCCUUGCCUAAGUUGCCUUGAAGAAAAACAACUUGACAUUGUACUACUGUGCCUUGCCUUACAGUAAACAACCAAACAUUGUUCUCUGAUGCCUCAUCUUAUGCUGGAAGUGAAAGCCAGCAUUUAGUUGUUACAUGUACAUGAAUGCUUUUGUCUAGAAAAGUGAUUUGACGAAUUUGCAGAUUGCUCAUUAGCGUGCAGUCAUUACCUAAGAAUUUUGAUGUAUAAUGCAUUUAAAUAAUGGAAAAUAGUUCCAUGCAUUGGUUUACAGGCAUGCUGUAAGAUGAACAGGCGCUCGAUAGAAAUACUACAAUCUUAUAUUCUGUGAUACUUGUUUGUUUUUUUGUAUAAUAUAAUUAUUUUCUCGUUGUGUUUUAUGUUUAUAUACAUGUACAGUGGGCUGUAUACGUAAUUGUUGUUGUAAUUGUUUUUCACUUUUAUGUAGAUUAUAAUCAUAAUAAUAUAUUGUGCUGAAUAUGUGAACUGAAAUUCGAGGGAAUAAACAUUUCAGCUAAAUAGUACCGGGGUAAUAUAAAAGCAUUGCUGGACAAAUUUAGCAGAACCUCAAUAACGCAUUAUGAAGACAUAUUACGGAAAAAUCAUUUAUUUUGUACAAACUUGGCACAAUAUGAUACUGUAUCUAUAUAGCCAUUAUAGAUGUUGUUGCUAAUGUAGAUCAUUAUAAUUUAUGUUGCAAUAUGUGGAAUACUGGUAUUCUCCAGAUAAGUAGAUGAUCUUGUUACAUUGUUUGGGUGUCUUGAGAACCAAGUGGGUUUUGUAUGUCAGAGCAUACUUUUGUCUGUUGAACAGAAUAAAUAAUGAAAAUUG
Mya arenaria is the source of this 1782-nucleotide messenger RNA. RefSeq names its product protein FAM72A-like. Gene Ontology annotation, cellular component: cytosol. The record is from RefSeq and is a predicted model, not a curated record. NCBI's taxonomy places the organism in Eukaryota, Metazoa, Mollusca, Bivalvia, Myida, Myidae. Bases 262 to 729 code for a protein of 155 amino acids. The transcript has 4 exons.